CCUGACCUGAUCCCUGUCCCCACCCACAGCGCCGAUGGAGAGUUCGCUGUGACACACAUGACCAAGGCUCAUCUCUUCUCCGAUGGGAAGGUCAAGUGGGUCCCUCCUGCCAUCUACAAGAGCUCCUGCAGCAUCGACGUCACCUUCUUCCCUUUCGACCAGCAAAACUGCAAGAUGAAAUUUGGCUCCUGGAGCUAUGACAAGGCCAAGAUCGACCUGGAGAACAUGGACCACCAUGUGGACCUGAAAGAUUACUGGGAGAGUGGCGAGUGGGCCGUCAUCAACGCCAUUGGCACCUACAACUCCAAGAAGUACGACUGCUGCACUGAGAUCUACCCAGACAUCACCUUCUGCUUCGUCAUCCGGCGCCUCCCGCUCUUCUACACCAUCAACCUCAUCAUCCCCUGCCUGCUCAUCUCCUGCCUCACCGUCCUGGUCUUCUACCUCCCUUCCGACUGUGGCGAGAAGAUCACCUUGUGCAUCUCUGUCCUCUUGUCCCUCACUGUCUUCUUGCUCCUCAUCACGGAGAUCAUCCCUUCCACCUCUCUGGUCAUCCCCCUCAUCGGGGAGUACCUCCUCUUCACCAUGAUCUUCGUCACUCUCUCCAUCAUCAUCACUGUCUUCGUCCUCAACGUCCACCACCGCUCGCCCAGCACCCACACCAUGCCACGCUGGGUGAGGAGCUUCUUCUUGGACUUCAUCCCUCGUUGGCUCUUCAUGAAGAGACCUCCAGCUCUGCCACCCCCGGAGGGGACGGUGGGGCAGUAUGACCUCCCCGGGACGCGGCUCAGCACCUCUCGCUGCUGGUUGGAGACUGAUGUGGAUGACAAGUGGGAGGAGGAAGAGGAGGAAGAGGAAGAGGAGGAGGAAGAGGAGGGGAAGACCUACCCCAGCCACAUGUCUCCUGUGGAAUCCCACCCCAAAGCCACCCAGUGUGGCUACAGCUGUGGGCGUCAAGCUGGGAAGGCUUCACGAGGUUCCGCCCCACGUGUGGCCACCAAGGAGAAGAAAGAGGAGGAGGAGGAGGAGGAGGAGGAGGAAGGCGCAGAGCAGGGCUUGGUGCUGUCCCCCAGCAUCUUGAAGGCCCUGCAGGGGGUUCAGUACAUCGCAGACCACCUGAGGGCAGAGGACAUUGACUUCUCG
Messenger RNA from Acanthisitta chloris (rifleman), 1143 nucleotides. RefSeq names its product neuronal acetylcholine receptor subunit alpha-2-like. Gene Ontology annotation, molecular function: extracellular ligand-gated monoatomic ion channel activity; transmembrane signaling receptor activity; neurotransmitter receptor activity. NCBI's taxonomy places the organism in Eukaryota, Metazoa, Chordata, Aves, Passeriformes, Acanthisittidae. The annotation marks the transcript as partial. Gene Ontology annotation, biological process: signal transduction; monoatomic ion transmembrane transport; regulation of membrane potential. Gene Ontology annotation, cellular component: membrane; neuron projection; synapse. The transcript has a single exon. The record is from RefSeq and is a predicted model, not a curated record.